Molecule: messenger RNA, 5547 nt
Organism: Girardinichthys multiradiatus
Lineage: Eukaryota; Metazoa; Chordata; Actinopteri; Cyprinodontiformes; Goodeidae
Gene: larp4ab
Product: La ribonucleoprotein 4Ab
Exons: 15
Coding region: 487-2694 (735 amino acids)
Biological process (GO): positive regulation of translation
Cellular component (GO): cytosol; cytoplasmic stress granule
Molecular function (GO): mRNA 3'-UTR binding
Source: RefSeq, a predicted model, not a curated record
AGGUCGUUGUUACGUCAACACCUCUCCUACAGCGGCGAACGGCCUCGUCAGGGAGGUCACAGCCGUAGCGUUGUUUUUUGAGGUCGAGGCGGGCGGGGUGCAGCCUGUUGUUGGGUCGGACGGACGUAAUCAAGCAGGCAGUCAGUCUGAAGCAGCUGUCACAUGCUGCAGUUACCGCUGCGUCGCCGACAGCCAGGGAUGAGGAAUUGAGCCAGAAUUACCUUCAUUGAUGAUUCAGGUGGAUAUUUUAGUACAGAUUUAGCGAAAGAGUCCGUUAGUGCUACUUACUGGUUAAAGUUGCGGUGCGCGAGGCAAACUUGAAAACUGGAGCACGCGACACGGCAGUUACAGCCGACACCGACAAAGAAACGGACUCUUAACUACUAACAAGCGUCAGGUAAUUUAAAUCGUUUACGGGAGAGGAAAGGGGUCGCUUUACUCCAGUCUACCGGCACUGACCAGGGUAGAAACGAAGAUCGAGUUAUCAUGGUUACCACCAAGGGAACAAAUCUUAACCCCAAUGCCAAAGUAUGGCAGGAGAUCCCAGCCCAACAAAAUGACAUCCCAGAGGUAUCAGAGAAUUCUUCCUGGAUUCCUUCCAACUCUUCCCCUGCCGAGAUGAAUGGUGGUUUCUCAGACGUUCUCUCUUCGGGGAGUAAAGGAUACUGUAUGGACUCUCCGAAUAGCCCUGACGAGUACUCCACAUGCGAUGAUGUGGAGCAACCUGACUUGGGAUAUAUGAUCUUUGAUUCUGCCACAGACACUGAAGUGUCUAAGGAAGAAGUAGUGACUGAAGAGAGCUUACGGUCGUCAUUAAAGAAACGACUGGAAUUGUGCUUUUCUAGGGAGAACCUUUCUAAGGAUCUGUACCUGAUAUCCCAGAUGGACAGUGAUCAGUUUAUUCCUGUCUGGACUGUUGCCUGCAUGGAGGACAUCAAAGCACUCACCACUGAUAUGGAUCUAAUUCUGGAAGUGUUGAGAGCUUCUCCCUUGGUGCAAGUUGAUGAUGCGGGUGAGAAAGUUCGACCUAACCACAGCCGCUGUAUCAUUAUUUUAAGGGAAGUGCCCGACACUACUCCAGUUGAGGAAGUAGAGGAUCUUUUCAAGAGUGAAAACUGUCCAAAGGUGUUGGGUGUUGAGUUUGCUCACAACAACAACUGGUACAUAACAUUUCAGUCAGAUAUGGAUGCGCUGCAGGCAUACCGAUAUCUACGAGAGGAAGUGAAAAUGUUCCAGGGGAAACCCAUCAUGGCCCGUAUUAAAGCCAUUAAUACGUGCUUUGGAAAGAAUAGCUUUCCCAGCAUGGAAUCAGGAGUGUACCAGCAGCACGCCCAACCUCAGGCCCAGUAUGUGUCUCCGGUGUACAUGCAGCAGGUGUACAGCCCCCAGCAGGAGUACCCCAUUUAUCCUCUGGUGUCUCCAUCCUGGAGCCCUUCGAUUGUGCCACACUUUGAAACGCCACUGGCACCCUUCCCUAAUGCUGCAUUCAUGAAUGGAUACAGCAGUCCUGGGAACUACAAAUCAAACUCCAGCUCCAUCAGCGGCCAUCGUCCUGUUGGCAGGAACAGGAAUAAUGUAAAAGCUCACACUAGACCAGGAGAUCCCAUUUCAUCUAACUUGGCUUCAGGGACUAUGAUGGAUGGGAUCUCUGGCCCCCUGGGUACUCAGGACUUCCGGGCACUAAGGACUCUGUCCAGUAUUACGUCACAGUCAGCCUCUUCAUCUUCCUUCAGCCUUAAAGAGACUUCUUUACUAUCCUCCAUAUCCAGUGGAGAUCAGAACGGGGUUGGACGAGAAAGGAGAAAUGGGCACAGAGGCAUGAGGAGGAAAAGAGAAGAUGAGCAGUCCAUGAAGCCUGUCCCUUUGAUGGAGGUCAAGGCAGCCCCUCCUAAUUUUGAUCUGGCAGCUUCUAGUUUUCCUCCUUUGCCAGGAUCUGUGGUCCCUGUUCAGGGAGAAGCCGUGACAGAGGUGCGCCUCUCUGAUGUCGUCCGUGGCCUAAAGCUUCCAACCAAGGCAGGAAACCAGGAAAACACCUUGGCUCAAAACACAAAAGAGCCUGAAAGUUCUGCUAGCAAAAAGGAUUCUACCGCUCUACCAACUAAACCUACUGUUGUUGAGAUACAAACAGCAACUCCAUCAGCAUCAAGUGGUUGUCAAACAGUAACAAAAGAAGAUAAAACCGAACCAGUACCAGCUGCUGUUCAGGGAAAUGUUUCUCCAUCCACUGAACCCGAUUCUAAAACCACUCCAGGACACACUCCCACCGUGUGCAGCAAAAGUGUUUCCACUGAAAACCCUUCAUCUUCAACAUCCGAACAGGAACAGCAGGGGCCAAGAAAGCUCAGCUAUGCAGAGGUUUGCCAGAGGCCGGCCAGAGACCCACCACCAGCAGAGAUGCCCUCCCCUCCCCCUCCUGCCGCUUCACCUAACCACCCUCUGAAAGAGCUCAAGGUCAAUAAUGUCAAGGAGUCUCAGCACAACUCCAAAAAGAGUACCGAGAGAGUUGGAGAUAAACCUCCUCAACAACCUUCACGUACAUUCAGAGGUGCACCCGGUCACGCCAGAGCAAAGGGUUCGGGGAUGAAGAUCCGGGAGCAUCAGAGGGGCCUUAAUGCUGGCAAGCGGUUUUCCCCACAGCGGGGACCCAAACGCAGUGGCAAAGAGCAGAACAUACCCCCUUCUUCACCAAAAUAACUGAAAUUAAAACUUUACAGACCCUAUUUAAAAUGUGUAAAUAUGUAAAUACAGAAAAAUAUAUUUCUUUUGACAGAUUUUGUCAAAGAGUCAUGAUAUCUAAAAUUAUUCAGAGACUUAAAGUUGAUAUUCCUUAAAGGAAAGUGUGUAUUUCAACAGGAUUCAUGGCUAAGUGCUAUAUUACAGCCCUUAAAGGUUAAAUGUGGACUUAUUUUUAACUUUGAUAUUUAAUACGGCAGUACUUCACUUACAUAGAGAUAAGCAAUGUAUUGUCACCAGAGAUCAUUUGUCAUACUUCUCUAUGUUUGUCAUCUGAUCUGGCAAGUUGUAUAUCUUACUGCAGGAGUUAUGUUUUUUGCAGUCUGGUGCAUUCAAUCUGAGGCAACCGUUCAGAUUUUCCUCUGCAGAAGAAAUUAUAUUCAUUGACUACAAAAGGCAUUACAGAGGGUUUAUCUGUAAAAACCUCAAAAUCUGAAGACUUUAGAGAUUGAUUUUAAAUUCACUUCACCAUCAGAGAUCGUGAAUAUCAUGGAUUGCAACUUUUUUAAGUUUUCACCCAAGGUUAUGGAAGCUUUCAUAGAUGGAGGUAGGUAAGAAGAAAUGGGUUGGAUCUUUUUCUCCUUUGCUUUUGCUUUUUUAACUGUGUUUUAAUACAGUAGCAUAGUUUGUAAAUAUUUGAAAAAAGAAGCCACGUUUUAUUUUUGUUAAUUUUCAAGGUGUUAUUCAUCAAAGUUGUUUUUUGUUGAAACCUAGAAUGUGUGAUCAUGUUAUGGUACUUGUUGCUGAGUCCUGAGCAGAUGAAUAGUGAAGUUACCUUUUUAAAGUUUGAGGGUAACAAUUUUAGAUUAUUUUGUAAAACAUUUUCAUUUCAGUUUCUUUCUUUUCUGAUGUUUAUUCUUUAGAGAUGUAAAUAUUACUUCAUAUUGCUAACACUUGGAAGAGGGCCUCUGAUAGAGCUGUUUUAGUGUUUCAGUAAUUGUGAAACAUCUACAGUAUCUCUCAAAAGUGAGUACAACCCACACAUUUACAUCUUUUCAGGGACAACAUUGAAGAUAUGACACUUGCAAUGUUAAGUAGUCAGUAGGUUGUAUAACCGUAAAUUUGCCGUCUCAACAAAAAUAACUCCAGUCCUGUUAAAAGUGCUGUAUGGUCUGGGCCACCGUGCUGCAGCUCAGUUUCAGGGUGUUGGUUGUCUUCUUACAGCCUACGCCAUCUUUAUGUAGAGCAGCAAUUCUUUCUUUCGGCUUCUGAGAGUUAUUGGCUUAGAGAUGCCAUGUUGAACUUCCAGUCACCAGUGUGAGAGCAAUAACACAAUUUACCUCACCUGGAACCUUGUAACGCUUAGGGAGUCACAUGACAUCGGGGAGGGAAAAUGUCUUAUUGGGCACAAUUGGACAUUAAACGUGUGUGUUGAGUCAUUUCAAGCAGACAGUAAAGUUACACUGUUGGUGGGCACUGACUGCUUGACGUGUCAGUGUUAUAUAUUCAGUGUUGUCUGAUGAGAAGAUAGAAUAAAAUAUUUACAAAAGUGUGAGGGUUUUACUUACUUUUGUGAAAUAAUGAUAUAGAUAUCACUUUGAACAUGCAUUUUGUACAAAAGCACCACGAAGCGUCAGAAAUAUGUAAAACUUUAGCACUUGUUUGUAGAGAGAAAUGACUCAGUUCCAAAUCUGAUCAGGUAAUUAUUUUUUGAAUGUAUUUUUUUUUUUGUUUUUUAUUUAUGUUCUUUGUGAAAAUACUAUUUUGAGAUUUCAUUUUUAAAUUUAAAUGGUCAGUGGUAAGCUACCCUGGAAAUCAAGUGUAUUUAUCAGACUUUCUAGCUAUGGUUUGAGUUUUAGCUUUGGUUGCUGCAUACAUUUAUUGUAACUAUAAGAAUGCGAUAGUGUAGUAUUUUCAUGUUUUAACUGCAGCUUUUGUUAAUCAGAAUUUCAUAAUUCUGUUUUUGUACUAUUGUUUAUCAAAGGGACCUUAAGGAAAAGUUGGUUUUUAACUCAAAUAUUUUCUCUUCUCACUUUUAAAGUAGUUUUUUAUUUUUGAACCAAUUGGUGUCUUUUGAACUGUUGAUGCAAAUAGUUUGCAGUUGUAUGAUGAGAUGAAAAGGUGAAUGCCAUCUAUGGGUCUGCAACUACUGGUUAGCUUUGCCUUUUCUUUGUAGCACUGUGUUUUCUAGUCUUCUAUGAUUUAUUAGAUAUUUGUGCUCAGGGUUAAUGUUGUUGAGUCUAAUGGGAUGUCUAAGAGGUUUAUCACGUGAUUCAACAUUUGUGGAGUCUGUGGUAAUUGGUCUAUUUACAGUAAAAGAGUUGGAUUAUGUCUUGGCAAUGAAUACAACAAACCUGUGGAGGUGGUCAAUGAAAUUAACUUCAAAUGAAUUUGAGUCUUGUAACGCUUAAAAAUGUGGGGAGGGGGGAUUGAAAUGCUCCUGUUGUUGUUUUUUUUUUGUUUUUUUAUGCAUUUGUUGAAAAUUAGGACAACAUAAUUGAUGAAAAUUAAAUUUUUAGUUCUUUUUCUUGUGGAUUUGUGCUCUUUACCAGUUCUAUAUUUCAGCAGUAAGAGCAUCCUAAACACAUCACGGACAGCAGGAGUAGCUGGUUCAUUGUCAAAUCUGAAAGGAUUUGUGUUCAUCUUGGGUGCUUGUAUUCAUUCCACCUCAAGUCUUACUUUAUUGGAGUCAUAUUCAGGCCAGUUGAGCAGAUGCAUAAAUCUUGUUGGUCCAUUAUGUCAAUCAAUUUUUGUCAUGUUGCAAAUUCCAUUUAUAACAUUAAAGUCCUUAAUUAAAAAAAAGACUAAUUUUUCCACCCAUUAAACACUGAUUUAUUAUGUAAAUAUUGUGUAAAAUUAAAUAUUUACAAUAUG